CCCUCCAGUCUGUCACUCCUGCCCCUCUGCACCCCCCCAACCUUCCUCCCCUCUCCCUUUUCCUCCACGACCCCCUUCCUGUUCCCCCUACGCACCCAGGGUGCCAUGUACAAGCCUUACACCCCGCUUGAAGAUGCCACGCGGGACCCCUCCAGACUGAUGAAGGGCAGAUACACAGGCCCCAACAGCUCGUAUCUACUCCUAAAUGGACCUUCUGCCCAAAACUACACGGCCACCAUGGUGCGAUCUUCCGACGCCUCGCGAGCCGGCUCAGACAAGAAGGGACCCUUGUAUGCAGCUGAGAAGACUGGAAAGAUAUCCAUCCGCCUCGUACAGAAAGCUCCUAUCCCUCGAGGUCCGUGCCGACUGGAGAGAGGGGCUAAGGGGAGUCAUGCCCCGCGGCACGUCCCAGCCCCGAGGAAAAGACUCGAUGCUCUGCAGGUCUCUACAUGGGGGGGCCUGCAGCACCCCCUGCAGGACACUCUACUCUACAACUGAGCUGAGAAAUUUACUUACUAUACACAGCACAGCUGCUCCAGCUGAUACUACACAGGCACCCACGCACCCUCACACCGACACAAACACACAUAUACACACGUAGGCCUCUACACCACGCACCUCAUAUAUAGGGUUUUCUGCUGCCCCUCGUCCCCCCUGAGUGCUCCCAUUGCUCCCCAGCCUACCUUCCCUCUCCUAACCCUCCUGUUAUGCAGUCUCUGCCAUUCCCGGGCUAAGUUUCUUUCCUUUUUACCUGUAGGGACACCUGGGAUUCAGACACCGGUCUACGUGCAGUACCAUUGGCUCUCCCCUGAACCCUCGGCUCUUUUGUUGAUCAGACACAUCAUGCUGCUCCUCCAGCACUUGUACCUUGACCUGUGAAACUUCCUGCACUGAAACGGCUGGAUGUAUCGCUCACAGGAUCAGUUUGGCUCUCGCUUUCCCCGAGAUUCCUUUAUCAGUGGAGUCAACACAACAUGGAGCCCGCCCCACCCCAGGCCAUGGGCCCCCGUGAGCAGGUGUUCUUCAAACAUGAAUCAGCCCCAGCUGCCCCCUUACCUGCCCUCUGGCCAUGUGACUAACCUUGGGCAUCCCAGCAAACCUUAUUACCCAAUCAGCUCACCCCCCGGCCCCCGCAUUGGGAAGUUGGAGCGGGUACACUCCUGCGUGCAAGCCCUGCUGCGGGAUGAGCAGCAGCCCUCCCUCUGGGAGCAGCUGGGUCAGAUCUACGAGUCGGAACAGGAAUGGGAGGACGCCAUUCACUGCUAUCAGACGGCUGCCCGCUAUCAUGGUGGCUACGAGCUUGGCGCGCGCAUCUCCAGGCUGCAGCAGGCUCACAUGUGGAACAUGCACGCAACCCCCCAUCAUCGGCCCAAAUCUCUGCCCCCCCUGCAACAAGUCUGGGACCUUAUGCAACACGAGCAGAAGAGACAUUUCGGAGCUAAACGGUGUCUCCCGCAGCUGAAGCGCCCGGUGCCCCCCUCAGACUCUUCCGCACUCCAGCUGAGCCCACACAAUCCCCAUGGAGGGGAGGAGCAACCGAUGAAACGGAGGAGGAGCCGGAGCCCCGAACAGCAAAGGAGGGGGAACCCUGGCCUGCACUCUCCUCCAGCCUCAGGGGGUUCUGGGAGUUUGUACCAUCAGGCACCCGUCAAGCCCAGUGUUUGGAAUCCACUCACCCAUGUGCCCUGGGCUGAGCGCAGGGAGCGGCAGGAACCCAGACCCCCCCACGCGCCGUCUUACCCACCAUAUUGCCCUCCACGCCCUCUACCGCCUCCACCACCACUUCACCAGCAGCCCCGCCCUCCAAGUGACCUUAGUGAGGCUCGGGGGCAGAGGUGUGCAGAGGCCGUCCCCCCAGCACCGCCCCCUCUCCACGUGCCUUACGAUCAGAGAAGACCCCGCGCCACCCCGCCGACUACCCCCAGGACCGAUCUCACCACUUCCUCUGAUCGCUACCAGAAUUCCGCAGGCAGCCCGUCUAGAAUCUGCCCUCCUCUUGUAGAGCAGCUGGACCCCCCACAAACUAUAUGUCAACCCCAGCUACCAGCUGUCUCUCGACCUCCUCCUCCUCUGCAACAGGGAUGGCUGCCCCCCCCAGCCAAAGAGGAGAUGAAGAAGGGAGACCCACUAGAGGACAUUCUGUAUGGAGAUGGACCUACAAAGGUUAAACAGGAAGGGUUUUACCCAUCCCGUGACACCCAAAGAGAGGGCAAUGUCUACAACCACCAACCUCAGGGCAUUACCACCAGCAAAGCCAGGUCUGAGGCCUACCAGCCUGGAAGCCUGGAUCACGUACUGCAGAAGAUGGAUGAAUCUGGGUUAAUUGCCCCAAAGAAGGAGGAAGAGAUUAAACAGGAAGUUAGAAAUCAUCCAUUGACCCCAGAACUGGAGGUUGGAGGCAAACAAUCAAGCCAUGGACUCUCUAGAGCUGAGGGCAGCUAUUCUGGUGGGAAGGGGUCACCAGAAGGCGCGGAUGAAACGUCUUUCUGCCCCUCUUUGGCCCCCCACCACAAAGAUACCUCAGGGAGCCUCCCGGUUCCAGGCUCAGUUGCAUUACCAGCCAAGCCAAUGCCUAACUUGACUCGCAGGCCACUAAGUCCGAACUCGGCCUUCUCGGAGAGAACGUCGGUGUGCGGACAGGAGAAGGAGCAACCCACUGGAUGCAACCAGCUCUUUGAAUUCCCCGGGGGGCAGUUGCACGAGCCCUUUGAGGAAGCCGCGGAGUUUGCAAAAAUAUUACCGGACGGGCUUGACGACAUCAUGAAAAUGCUUGACGAGUCGAUAGAAAAGGAAGAGGAAGGGGUUGGGAACGCCAGUGGGAUGGACGAUAGUUCCUCCACUACAUCCAGCAGUCCACCAGCAGAGACCAUGCCAGCAUCCAGCCUAGUGAGCUCAAAUCAGACCACUGUUGUGAAAAGCCCACCGCCCAAUGCCAAAACAGCGGAAGUCCGGCCAAGUGACACCUUCCCCUAUCAUGGCCCUAAGAAAGCCAUGCUGGAGCAAGAAGCAAGCAAGGAGGCAAAGACUGCGCAGCACAGGGGAGGCAGCGUUCUGAAAUCACUCGCAAAUGUUCUAGAGGGGCAGAAGUAUUGCUACCGAGGCAGCUCUGGGGCGAAGUCCGCAGGAAACCCGGCAUACUUCACUGGUGCUAUGGUGAGCAAGCGUAAUGUUGACCCAUACGCUACGCAAUCUACCUCACACCGGGCCUGGGACACCAAGCCAGGGACGCAUGUUGGGGCAGCCCCUACCUCAGAGGCUCUUAAGCCAGGGGUGAUUGAGAAAAGGCCAGAGGUACGGACAGAGACGGACAUUCUGGAGGACAUAGCGAGGGCUUGUGAGACUUUGGUUGAGGGUGCAAAGGGGUCGGCGGCAAGCAGGACGGGAAACGAGAGAGCAGUUGAGAAAGAGCCCAAAAAGUCUGAAGGGAUUGUGGACAGGAAGCCAGAUUUACAGUGGGGCAUAGAAAAACGUGACAUCCAUUGGGGGGCAAAUAAACUAGAAGGACCAGUUAAGCAGAAAGUAGAUUUCAAGUGGAGAAGCGAUACCCAGAAAGAAGUGGUUGAGAAGAAGCCAGAGGCUCCCAGGGCUACUGGCCAACAGGACUAUGUUGAGAAGAAACAUGGGGCAGACAAACCCCGCGUCCCCGUUGACAGGAAGCCUGAGACUUUGCAGAAGGCAGAUGUACAGGAAGGAGUUGCUGAAAUAAAGCAGGAAACAUCUUAUGGCACAAUCAGGCAUGAAGUGGCAGAGAGGCUGGAGGCGGCUCUUGAGAGAGAAUCCAAGAAGUCGGUGAAGGGAGCAGAGAAGAAAUGUCUCCCAGGUCCAGCUGACUCCCCCUCAGGUACAGCCCGGGAAGAUCCCUCUAAAAUACACGGUGCUAAUGUCAAGGAGGCUGUAAAGGAGGCGACAGCUAAGCGGCUGCAAGGGGUAAAUGACAGAGAGUCACCAAAAAAGAACACCGAUUCUUUGGCCCAGGGAGGGGUCAGUAAGAACGUGGCGGCUGAAGUGGCAAAACCGAAUGCCGAUAGCAAGGACACUAAGUCAUCUGAGGAAGCACCGAUGCCAACAAUGGAGGCAGGAGACAAUGGCACAAAGGGAUGGGAGGCUGGGAAACCCAUUGAGAGGUUGACUAUAUCUCUACCUGCCCCUGCUCGGAGCAAGGAGGAAAGCAGGAGGAGAGAGCGGAAGCACAGGAAGUCCAGGCGGGACUGUAGUAAGAAGUCAACUGACCGCAGGUCUCUGAAGGACAAGGAGAGGCAAGUCCUAGGCAACCUAGAUCUCCAGAGCCAGUGCCGGGACACCUCAAAUUCUACACUUAAGCAGAGUUCAAGGAAGUCCGAGACUGGCAGAAGAGGGUGCGAGGAAGCGCAUCACCACCAACCUACCCCACCUACUCCUCCAACUUCCGCACCCCCUCCAACGUCCCACGGCACAGCCAACUCUGACCUUCUAAAGAUGAGACCCUUCACCGAAGGGCCGCCUAAAGAGCUCAAGAUCCGCCUCAUAAAGGUUGAAAGCGGAGAUCGGGAGACUUUUAUAGCCUCCGAGGUGGAAGAGCGAAGGUUGCAGGCCAGUGAGCUGACCAUUAAUAACACUGCUGCGGAGAUUGUAAGGGCCACCAGGAGUAUGGUGCUAAAAGGGAAGUUCAAAGAGUCCUACCUGCUGCCCUCGAUGUCCGUGAAGCCGCCCUUGGGGACGGAGCAGAACCUUCCACGAGAGAAGCUGAAUCCCCCAACUCCCAGUAUAUAUCUGGAGAGCAAACGAGAUGCCUUCUCCCCUAUCCUGCUUCAGUUCUGCACCGACCCCAAGAAUCCCAUCACUGUUAUCCGCGGUUUGGCCGGGUCCCUGCGUCUCAACCUCGGACUCUUCUCCACCAAAACGCUCGUUGACGCCAACGGGGAGCACAUGGUGGAGGUGCGCACUCAGGUACAACAGCCGUCAGAUGAGAACUGGGACCCGUCGGGCACUCGCCAGAUCUGGCACUGCGAGAGCAGCCGUUCCCACACCACCAUCGCCAAAUAUGCACAGUAUCAGGCCUCCUCGUUCCAGGAGUCCCUGCAGGAGGAUAAGGAAAGUGAUGACGACUCCAAUGAACCAGAUAGUACCACAGAAACCCCACCCCCCAGUAGCACAAACCCGGAGCACAAGACCCCACAGAUUAUCAAGUUCGGCACCAAUAUUGAUCUGUCUGAUCCCAAAAGGUGGAAACCUCAGUUACAGGAGCUGCAGAAGUUGCCAUCUUUCAUGCGUGUUACAUCCAAUGCCAACAUGCUAAGCCACGUGGGCCAUACUAUACUUGGCAUGAACACCGUUCAGCUCUACAUGAAGGUUCCGGGCAGCAGGACCCCGGGUCACCAGGAGAAUAACAACUUCUGCUCUGUGAAUAUAAACAUCGGCCCCGGGGACUGCGAAUGGUUCGCUGUACAUGAAAAUUACUGGGAGAAAAUCAGCGCCUUCUGUGACAAACACAAUCUGGACUACCUGACCGGAUCUUGGUGGCCGGUUCUAGAAGACCUGUACCGCGCCGACAUCCCAGUUUAUCGGUUUGUUCAGCGCCCGGGAGACCUGGUCUGGAUCAACGCCGGAACUGUGCAUUGGGUGCAGGCUACAGGCUGGUGCAACAACAUCGCGUGGAACGUGGGGCCCCUGACACCCUAUCAGUACCAACUGGCGCUGGAGCGAUUUGAGUGGAACGAAGUCAAGAACGUGAAAUCCAUCGUCCCAAUGAUCCACGUGUCCUGGAACGUGGCCCGGACCGUCAAAAUCAGUGAUCCAGACCUGUAUCGCAUGAUCAAGUACUGCCUGAUGCAGUCUAUGAAGCGCUGCGUUUUGCAGAGGGACAGCCUGAUCCGCGGCGGGAAGAAAAUCGCCUACCAGAGCAGAGUGAAAGAUGAACCGGCCUAUUACUGCAACGAGUGUGAUGUGGAGGUGUUUAACAUCCUAUUCGUGACCAGCGAGAGCGGUGGGAAGAACACGUACCUGGUGCACUGUGAGAGCUGCUCCCGGAGCGCCAGUAGCGCAAGCAGCGCCAGCAGCAACGUCGUCAUCUUGGAGCAGUUUAAGACCGAGGAGCUAAUGCACAUAUACGACAACUUCCACCUGGCUCCACCCCCGAACAUCCGGUGAGUCUCCGCCCCCCUCCUCUGCUGUUCCUCCAACAGUCUCUAACCAUCUACCACAGAGCCAGCCAAUCAAAACUCCCCUCCUAACCAAAACACGGGAAAGAGGGGGGGCGGUGCUAUCCAAACCAGCCAAUCGCGGAAGAGAGGGGAGUAAAUCACAGACCGGCAGCUUUUUUUUUUUUUUAUUGUCUCACUCUUCAGCCAAUUGCAGGCCUUGUUUACACAGAACCCGCCCCCUUUGCGGGAACAGCCAAUCAGGAUGCAGGAUUCUUUGUGUCCUCUUUAAUUUUAUUGUUACUUUGUUUUUUUUGUAAUUUUAUCAGGAAUAUUUAUUCUGAAAUCUUGAAUUUUGUGACUUUGGGGGGGGGGGGGGGUUAUCGGGGGAGGGGCGGUUGUAUUAAUUUCGUGGGAUAUUUUUGUGAUAUUUUUUUUCGUUGCAGGUGGGGACACUGCAUGGUUUUAUUUUCUAAAGAAACUUUAAAUUAAGUUUUAGAGUGGUGCUCUGCUUUUCAACUAGUACAAAGGGGAGGUUCCCUCUGUUUGCUGAUGCUAAGAGACUUACAGUGGGGGGGGGGCAUUGUGGGGGGGCAACUCCCGUGAGUGACUGGGAGACACCUGGUGGCUUUUGUGGUAUUCUAACUACGACUGCGGCGUGAGUGGGGUGCUGGUCGCAUUCUGUUGUAUAGUCUUAUGUGAAAGAAUGAGGAUUUGGUUCCUCGGGGGCGGGGCAUUGUCGGGAACGCGUGGGAGGGGAAGCUAUGGAUUGGUUUUUAUGGAUUCUGUGUGGCAGGUCAAGCUUGGCGUGCUGACACUGGAGUGGUAGGUGGAGGUAUGACAAACCUCACUGUCGGAACACUUGGAAGGGCGGGGGGGGUCCCACAGGCUCCUCGUGGGGGGGGGGGGGGGUUGAGGAACCACAAGGUGCUUUUUUUCCCCAAACAGGCAGGAAAUUUAAAAAAAUAUAUAUAUAUUUAAAAAAAAAGAGAAACUACAUUUAUGGUUCCUUGUCCCUGUUACUCUGUGUGUGACCCCCCCGCACCCCCCUUUGUGUUCAGCAAGAGAGAUACGGGUUUUUACACAUAUAAAUAUAUAUAUAGAUAGAGGAAUAUCACCAUUGAAACCUGUUCCUUGGAUUUUCACCCCGUUUCCUGGUCUCUGUAAUAUAGAAAAAUUAUAAAUAUAUAUAUAAAUAUAGAAAUAUAUAGAUUUGGUUUAAACCCCCCCCCCCCCCCCCCCCAGAAAGUUCCUGCCAGUUGGUCUCUUUGUUCUCUCUCCUGUCUGUCCCUUCUCUCUCUUGGGGCUGUCUCUCUGGUCACACAUUCCCUCUCUCUCUCAUAUCCCCAUCACUUGAGCAUUCACCUCCCUUAUUGCUCCGCCUCCUUCAGUUGUUUUCCUUGGCCCUCGGGACAGUCGGGGGGCCCCUCGGGACAGGGACCCACAUUAUUUCAAACAGAGGUUCAUGUCACGGUUUGUCCCACCUUCCCUGUACCCCAUUUGAUAUACUGGGCACUACUGUCUGUGCCCCCCUAUAACUACUGGGUAAGGGGGGUUGCACUCUAUGGGUGCUGGGAUAAGCUGGGGGUACUAUUUAUAAUGCUGCCCCGACCUAUGGCCUCUAAAGCCCCCUGGCCAAGCAGCUAUAGGGCAAGUGCAUUCACCCAGAUAGGUGGGGGGCAGUGAGUGGCCCCCCAUGAGUAGUUGUUCAUCUAUGGCGGAUGGGAAAGUGAAUAGAACCCCCGCUGCACGGGGAGGGGCCCCUGUUCCUGGGGGGGGGGGGGGUUCAAUAAAGUGGAGUACAAAACACGGUGUUAUUUACUUUUUUUUUUUACAUUGCUGUACAGAGGGGCCCUCACUGUGGCCCCCCCCAAAGACAAACUAUUUAAUUUGUUGUGUAAAUUUUGUUUCUAGACAUUUUGAUAAUAAAAAAAAAAAUCUAUUUUUGGCCUCUGCCAAUGAUUAACAAUGAUUUUGUCUUUUACUUUCUUCCCCCCAAAAAUGACUUUUUGUAAUGACUUUUUGCACUCCAUUUUAUGAAUCUGCCCCUCCCUUUCCCACAGGUUCAGAUAGUGGUGUUGUACGUUAUAGGGCUCAUUCCAGAUCCGCAUCGUGCUCCCCCUUAACAGUGUCAGGGUGCACCCCACCGGGACCUGCGUAGUGCUCCCCAACAGUACAUGCUCCCCACUUACCCACAGGGACCUGCGUAAUGCUCCCCAGCAGUGAGGGGGUGCACCCCACUUACCCACAGGGACCUGCGUAAUGCUCCCCAGCAGCGAGGGGUGUACCCCACUUACCAACAGGGACCUGCGUAAUGCUCCCCAGCAGCGAGGGGGUGCACCCCACUUACCCACAGGGACCUGCGUAAUGCUCCCCAGCAGCGAGGGGGUGCACCCCACUUACCCACAGGGACCUGCGUAAUGCUCCCCAGCAGCGAGGGGGUGCGCCCCACUUACCCACAGGGACCUGCGUAAUGCUCCCCAGCAGCGAGGGGGUGCGCCCCACUUACCCACAGGGACCUGCGUAAUGCUCCCCAGCAGCGAGGGCUGGUUACCAAGUCAUAAGAGUUUGGCAACUGGAGGUCGCUUUCUUAAAACACAGGAUCCCGGGGCAGGGUGGCCUACGUUAAUCUGUUAUACAGAAAAUGAAUAACCCCAGCCCCCCCCCACCAACACAUGAUACUGUAACAUAUUUACCCCUGUACAUAAAUACACUUCUAUAUUACACUUUGUCACUAUAAACUAGAUGUUACAUCCAGGCAUUCCUUCCUCAUUAAUUCAUGGCUCCUCCCCUGAGAAACCCUGUUCCACCCCUAAUAUAACAGUCCCUCCCCUGAGAAACCAUUCUCCACCCAAUAUAACAGUCCAUCCCCUAAGAAACCCUGUUCCACCCCAAGUAUAACAGUCCCUCCCCCAAGAAACUCUUGUUUCACCCCAAACAUAACAGCUCCUCCCCUAAGAAACCAUUCUCCACCCCAAGUAAAACAGUCCCUCCCCUGAGAAAUCCUGUUCCUCCCCAAGUAUAAUAGCUCCUCCCCUGAGAAACCAUUCUCCACCCCAAGUAUAACAGUCCCUCCCCUGAGAAAUCCUGUUCCUCCCCAAGUAUAACAGCUCCUCCCCUGAGAAACCAUUCUCCACCCCUAGUAUAACAGUCCCUCCCCUGAGAAGUCCUGUUCCACCACAAGUAUAAUAGCUCCUCCCCUGAGAAACCAUUCUCCACCCCAAGUAUAACAGUCCCACCCCUGAGAAACCCUGUUCCACCCCAAAUAUAAUGGCUUCUCCCCUGAGAAACCCUGUUCCACCCCAAGUAUAACAGUCCCUCCCCUGAGAAACCCUGUUCCACCCCAAGUAUAACAGUCCCUCCCCUGAGAAACCAUUCUCCACCCCUAGUAUAACAGUCUCUCCCCUGAGAAACCCUGUUCCACCCAAUAUGUCCCUCCCCUGAGAAACCCUGUUCCACUCCUAGUAUAACAGCUCCUCCCCUGAGAAACCAUCCUCCAUCCAAUAUAACAGUCCCUCCCCUGAGAAACCCUGUUCCACCCCAAGUAUAACAGUCCCUCCCCUGAGAAACCAUUCUCCACCCCUAGUAUAACAGUCUCUCCCCUGAGAAACCCUGUUCCACCCAAUAUGUCCCUCCCCUGAGAAACCCUGUUCCACUCCUAGUAUAACAGCUCCUCCCCUGAGAAACCAUCCUCCAUCCAAUAUAACAGUCCCUCCCCUGAGAAACCAUCCUCCAUCCAAUAUAACAGUCCCUCCCCUGAGAAACCAUCCUCCAUCCAAUAUAACAGUCCCUCCCCUGAGGUUCUGUUUUUGGUGGAGCAAGGAGGGGCCAAAGAAAAUGCUUUCUGGGCUGCAGACAAGCAUUCUAUAAGCUAAAUCCAAUGUAUUUUCUCAAGGCAGCAGCUCUCGGGGGGGGGGGGGGGGCACCUUUUGUUGUUUCUCCCUAUACCUACCUGUCCUGCCAGCUUACGGCAGUGUUAGUGCUUUUAUCUGGUCUAGAAUGAAAAAAACCCUACAAGAGACCUCACAAAGGGGAGAAAAUCCACCAAAGGGAGAUUAUCACAAAGAAAUAACGUGGCUUUAUUAAAUAUGGCAUGUCGUAGGACUGAGUAGAAGAGAUUGGGCAACGCGCCAGGACUAAGUCCUAGUCCAGUAACACGGAAAUGGCCGCAGUUUGGCUGGAAGCAGUUGAGGAAUGAGUUGGAGCAGAUGCAGAAUCCAUAAUACUGGUUCUCAGGCAUCUCCAUUCACUGAAUCACCAGCUUGGUCUCCACCAGCAUCUCAUGAGGUUCCUCACUAGCCUUCUCCUGGGCUUCUGGUCCCACAGAUUAUCAGUAUUCAGGCUUCAGAGCUGGUUUUGGGGGGGUGGGUGAGACGAGAAAGACUGUAACUUUUUUAUUUAUAACAUGGGAUGAAGAUGGUUAGUAGCCCCCGGUGUGGGGCAAUGGCCAGUAGAAGCCAUCUUUGGGGUGGAGACUUCCUAACUAUGCACAACAGGCACAGCCACACCAUACAGCAUUUCAUCCAGCCAAAGAUUUCUUUCUGAUAUUUCCCCUAUGGGUACAACACACUUUUCUCUGCUUUAUUUAUUUUCCGCGGUUUUUUUCUCACUUUAGGAAUUUCGGGGCAAUAUUUUCCUUUAAUGUUUGUUUGUAGGAUUUACUAUUUGCCUAUUUUUUACGGUGCUACGUUUCCAACCAUUUUGUUUUUGUAAGGUCUUUCAAAAAUGGUGGAGGGGUUGUUUGUUUUUGUUUUCUAAACAUCAAGGGGGUGUUGUUCGUAUUAUUAGCCCCGCCCUCGAAUGGAGCUGGACAGGGGCGGGGCUUCUCGAGGGUCUGACGCUUAUGGGAGGGGAUAUAUAUAUUGAUACGCAACGGGGGGAGAGUCGGAUCUAGCAGGAGAGGGGGUUCCGACUGUAAGCUCUGCUGGUCGCUGGUGCUAAUGAUCCCCUUUUACCUCAGGACCGCAGGGCUCCUCCCCUUUCGCCGUUACCUGGUGCUACUUCAUCUUUUAUACUCGGGUUUUACUUUGUAAUUUAUCAAUAUCUGAAGGCAUGUAUGGCGGAGGGGUAUUUAUUCCAUGACUGCUAGGGACUGAUACCCACCUACCCCCUUGUAGGGGCAAAUUCGCGCUGGAGUGGAGUAAUGAGCCCUACGUGGAUCCGACCUCGUUAAUAUUAAGGGAGAACGGGGAGAGUCACUGGAAAUGAAGCUAAACGGGGCAAUUGCUCGUUGGGGGGGGUAUUUCGCUUAUUGGAUACAAAUAUAAACCCCGCCCCCUUUGUCAGAAUCUCCGCCUCACCAGCCGCCCAAUGGGGACUGUCCCGGCCUCUCGUCCCUUUCCGCGACGCCACCACUAUCCCACAAACUCCAAACCUGUUCUUUUUUUAUCUGAGCCAGCGGAUUUUUUGCCCUUUUUUUGUGAAUUUGUGAUAUUAAUAAAUCUGAAAACAAAAAAAUAAAAGAUUUUGAUUAUUAA
Xenopus tropicalis (tropical clawed frog) is the source of this 11593-nucleotide messenger RNA. RefSeq names its product lysine (K)-specific demethylase 6B (gene kdm6b). Gene Ontology annotation, cellular component: nucleoplasm; nucleus. The record is from RefSeq and is a predicted model, not a curated record. Gene Ontology annotation, biological process: chromatin remodeling. The coding region runs from base 904 to 6126 and encodes 1740 amino acids. NCBI's taxonomy places the organism in Eukaryota, Metazoa, Chordata, Amphibia, Anura, Pipidae. Gene Ontology annotation, molecular function: histone H3K27me2/H3K27me3 demethylase activity; metal ion binding. The transcript has 25 exons.